Molecule: messenger RNA, 1469 nt
Organism: Phytophthora nicotianae INRA-310
Lineage: Eukaryota; Oomycota; Peronosporomycetes; Peronosporales; Peronosporaceae
Exons: 1
Coding region: 83-943 (286 amino acids)
Source: RefSeq, a predicted model, not a curated record
GUGUUGUAACCCAUUCAAACCCAAUCGAAAGAAGCCAAAGGGCGGAAGGCAGUGUAAAAUUUGCUAGCGAUCCAGUUUCACGAUGGUGCUUUCUCGAGUCCUGGCGGUGCUGUGCGUGGCAGUCGUUCUCCUGUCAGAGGCCCCUGGUGCGAGUGUUAAUGCUGAAACGGUGUCGCUCCAGCGGCAGCUGGAAGAGGAGGUGGUGAAGGUGCACAUCAAGGCGCACCCGAAAGAGGAAGCUUCCCAGCCCAAGCUCCAAGACGCCUCCCCGUCAAGAAAACACUCACAUAAGCACCACAAGAAGGAUGGAGGGGAGGAAACAACGGAAAGCGGCGAGACAGUGCGUAACUAUGACCAUGGUACCGUCCGCAUGGAGUCGAAGGGUGCUUCGGCCGGGAAGAAGCUCGCGAAGGGCCACCACAAGAAGGAGCCCUCCAAGAAGGAGUCAACGGACGAGACUGUGGUCGAGUACAACCAUGGAAGCGUCAAGAUCUCGAGCACGGAGUCGACAGGUGGCGAGACGACGGACAAAACCAAGAAAACCGCCACGCCGGACGAGAAAGAGGUCACUAGAACGGCCAACGAUGUCAAUCAGCUCGUGACGAAGCUCAGCAGUACUGACUCAACGGAAAAGAAGUCGUUCAUUGACGCGUACGGCCCAGUGGUUGUCAUCUGCGGAAUCAUUGGCGGCUUGGCGGCCGUCAUCGGCGUCGCUGGCCUGGUGAUGGGCCAACCCCAGUCGAACGACAACAACUUGGAUUCGGUCUUGAGCGCAUCGGACCUGGACGUUGACGUUGAAGCCAAUGUCACAUCGUCUGGAGGAGCGCAGGAUGCUACCGAUGACGGCGACGAUCUUCUGGACAAUUCGGACUCCGAAGCCGUCGACGAUGCGGAAGAAGAGGAAGGCACCUUUGCCAACGGCGCAGCUCACGCGUCCGUGUAAGGCGCUUGAGCAAGCCGCUCGCCUAAUGUGCAGGCAUUCAUAUGUUUGUGACAGCUCUUAGUACGGGCCUGCCUUUCAUUUAUGAUAUUUGUGGGUUUGCGUUGCAGAUCCAGUCAAAUUAGGUCUUAUCGUUGAGCGUUUGACGUCUUAUUCUCCGUCGAUCGCUACUACCAGUGAAAGCAGCAUCGCGCAUCGUCCGUUGUCGUUGGUCUUUGCUUUCUGUGGCCAGUUCAGUCUCAUUCAUAUCACGUAACGGCAGCAAGCACACGCUCUACGAAUAGGUCUGUUACGUUUUGAAGAGGACAGGCCUUGGUGGUGAUAAGGUAACACUAUGUUCAUAAUGAGCAUGAAGACGAAGCUAUGUUUUCGAAGGUCGGGAUGCAUUUAAAUGGAUGAAGAGAAACUUUGUGCGACUUAGCUUUUGCAUGCUGCUACCCAAUGUCGAAGUUGCUGGUAGGCAACCAGUGGUAGGAUAGCUUCAACUAGACCCAUACAAAAAUAGAGUCAAGAAAACGUCUAGCACCCU